Nyctereutes procyonoides (raccoon dog) is the source of this 3677-nucleotide messenger RNA. RefSeq names its product RPA1 related single stranded DNA binding protein, X-linked (gene RADX). Bases 1 to 2577 code for a protein of 858 amino acids. The transcript is spliced from 14 exons. Lineage: Eukaryota; Metazoa; Chordata; Mammalia; Carnivora; Canidae. Gene Ontology annotation, cellular component: replication fork. The record is from RefSeq and is a predicted model, not a curated record. Gene Ontology annotation, molecular function: single-stranded DNA binding. Gene Ontology annotation, biological process: regulation of DNA repair.
AUGUCUGGUGAGUUAGGUCAGCCUCAGGCCGGCCCCUCACAUGCUGGGCUAGAUUUUCCGAAUCCUGACAGAAAUCGGGCUGGGGUCCCGGGAGGCGUGAUCCGAAGGGUCGGAAGUCAGGGGCGCAGGUCCUGGAUCCAGAAGGUUCUUGAGCAGAUAACCGACUCCCCCCUGCAGUGGGUCACCCCGUCGGAGGUGGUACCUGUCGCUGUGCUGGCCGUCCAGAGGUACCUGUUAGAGGAUGAGCCACGCGACACCAUACCCAAACCUCCCCUUUACUGCUAUGAUGUGACGAUUUCGGACGGGGUGUACCAGGAGAAGUGCUACCUGGACCCCAGCCUGAACUUUCUCGUAUACAAAAAUAUCCUCAAGGUGGGCAUAGAAAUGAAAAUUUCCAGGGUCUCGUGUCUUUACAACGAGAAAAGGUUAGGCCAGGGGAUUCUGUGCAUAGAUAACGUCCACUGUGGGGAGGCCUUAGAGGCUAUUUCUUUAGAAACUCCAUUCAGAAAUAGUGCGCACGAGGAGGUACCGGAGAGGCCUUUAAGAGGCGGGAAGAGUCAUUACCUGGCCCUGUGGAAUAACGAAGAUCCGUAUGGAGAUAUUUGGCUAACCAACAAGCAACCCGAGGAACACAAUUUCAACAAUACCAAAAUAAUUUCCCUUUCUCACCUUGAAAUGACCUGGGCUAACAGAAGGAAUUUUCCUGCAUUGCUUGUGAGAAUCUUGCAUAAAUCAAAACUGCGAUACUAUGGAAAACCUGAUAAAAAGAUGAUUGAGCCAUACCAGACAUUUUUGGAAGUUGCUGACAGUUCAGGCACGGUGUCAGUGAUUAUGUGGAAUGCCCUGUGUCCUGAGUGGUAUAAAAGUUUGAGGGUUGGUUUAGUCCUUCUGCUUCAGGAUUAUUCUGUUAAAAAGAGUUAUCCAUUCAGGAUGCAGCCUCUCCCUGUGGAUCCGCAGAUCAAACUAAUUUCUACAAUGGAAAUCUGCCUGAAUCUUCGAGAUCCUCCAACUAACAUAAUUAUCAUUCCAGAGAAGCAGGUGAAACCUGAAUGGAGAUUGCCAAAAUUAAAUCACCGCUUUAUCACAAGGUCAGAACUGGAUGAUAUGCCAGAAAAUCAUAUCUGUGAUGUUAUUGGCAUUUUAGUUUUUGUAGGAAGGGUCCAGCGGUCAAAAAAGAAAGAAAACCGUGAAGAUUUUUGGUCGUAUCGCUGGAUUCACAUUGCUGAUGGCACUUCAGAACAACCAUUUAUAGUAGAGCUGUUUUCUACAUCUCAGCCAGAAAUCUUUGAAAAUAUUUACCCAAUGACAUAUUUCGUGUGUACACAGUUGAAAGUUGUCAGGAAUGAUGCUCAAGUACCUAAACUGCUUUACCUGACCACUACAAAUGAGAGUCGAGUGUUUAUUACUGGUCAUAGAGGCCAGCCAUAUACCAACGACACCAAGGUAAAAAACUUUAUUCAUUGGAUUAAAACAAGGACCGAUUCUGAGGAAGUGAAGAACACUGUUAUUGGUGGAUAUUACCCCUAUCCACCAGUGCCAGAGACAUUUUCGAAGUAUAGUAGUUCUGUCAAAGUUGAGUCGCUCUUGACAGCUAUAAGUGAAGUGAGGAAGGAGAUUGAAGACUUGCAGUAUAGGGAACAAAAGCGCAUUGCCAUUCAGGGGAUAAUUACUGUUAUAAAGUAUAUCCCCCAUGCCAGUGCAACUGAAAAUGCCUCAACAUCAGAAACACUUCGGAACGCUAACCAACCCUCAACAUCCCAAGCAGCUAGAAGAGAAAAUCAAAGUCAGGAAAGAGAUAAUAACAAACGGCAUCAAGAUGAUGAUCCUGUGAGCUCUCAGUGUUUUCAAACUACCUAUACAAGUUUGAGCCCUACCAAGAAGAAAAGAAUUCUGCAAGGGCCAUAUGCCAAACUAAUUCCUGUACCUCAACCAGAAACUUCUGCACAGACAAAAGGAAAUAAACCAGACAUGUCAAGCAUUUUCCAACGUCGAGAAAGCACAAGCACUAGUACCAUAGGGAAAGCCAGAAAAACUAUAAGCGAUAGGUGGGAAAGCCAGCUAUGGAGAGAGAAAAAGUUUGGCUUAAUAGAUCACCUGCAUUACAGCCAUGUUUAUCCUGAAAGUAUCCCACGGAAGUUUAUUUUUGAGCAGAGAAAGUUUCUUACUGAGCAGUUUAAUUCUCAGCCUGCAAAAUACAUACCACCGGAGGGAAGGCCCCCAAAACUUGAUGACUUUAAGAGCGCCCGAAGCCUUGGGCAUUUUGAAGUGACCAUCCUAGGUCUGAACCAUGAGAUCGCAAUUGAUGUUGCAUUCCUGCCCAUGUAUUGUCCAGAAGAUCUCCGAACAUCUCAAAUCGACACAUUAUUGACCUGCAUGAAUUACAGCUGUGUCUAUCCGCAGGAUGGAGCUGGCAAUGACAGAUUGCCAGGUCCAAGAGCACUUGCAGGUGAUAUUAUAAAAGCUGCAAUGAAACUGGAUAGAGUGCAUAUCGUCGGUAUCUUGGAUAUCUGUAAUUUAGGUAACAACAAAGUGGAAGUCUACCUGCACAGGAUUUAUAGUCCAACUAAUACUUCUUAAAAAUUGGCAAAUGAAAUGAUUGCAGGUUAUAAGGAAGGCGCUGCUUUAAAGGUAAUCUGUCAUUUGGUUGGUAAUUUCAGUAACCGCUUUUCAGCAAGAAUAUUGCAUAAGCUCUAAAGUUAUCAAGUGGUCUUAUGUUUACCUUGUGUUUGGAGCUAAUGCAUUUCAUUUUAAAUUCAUUACUGAAAAGUUCAUCAAAACAAUUUUUGUGUAUCAAGAAAAUUUACCUAACUUCUAUUUAACUAUUAUCUUGACUUGUAAUAAUUUGUGUUCACUAUUCUAUUUGUGAAGUGUUUUUAUUCUAAAGCCUCAGCAUAAGGCAUCCUGACUUACAAGAGUAACUUCUGAACAUUUAACAUCCUUCUCCUUUUAUUCACCUAUAGUGGGAAAUUCUGAAUUGCUAAUUUGAAGAUUAAAUUCUCCUAAAGUGGUCAACCUGCAUUUCUCAUGGCUAUGGUGGUUACUGUCAUUUUCAAAAAGCACACAUGGAUUGUUAUGGUCCAGUUGCCUUGGUCCUUAGUUUGGUCAGCUGUACAAUGAGUGUGUUAAAUGGUCUUAAGGCUUUCCACUCUUUAUUGUGACUUAUUAUCCUUUGAAUUUCUAAAUGUUUUGACCAGUGUGUGAUCUUAAAGCCAGAGGCUACAGUAGGUACCUAUUUUUUCUGUCUUCAUUUGUAGUUUGGGUACAUGUAAUGUGAGUUUAAAUAGUGAAAUUUCAUCUCAUAUUAACAUUUUAAGUGUGUAUAUUGAAAAUAUAAAACAGUGACUAAGGGAGUUUUAUUCUGGUGAUCUAUUGUACUUCAUUUUAAACUGUAAAUCACCAUUCCACAUUUGCAAAGCCCUGUGAUUGACAUCUCUGUGUUUAGAUGACCAAAAUGACCAUCACGUGACUUAAAAAAGUAUUCAGUGUCAAGAUCAAUCUGAAUCUAGUUAAGCAAUUAUCUUGUGGGGUUUUCUUCUAGCCCUAUGGUUCUGUGACUUCAUAUGCUAUAUAUUUUAAAUGUUUUGGGCAGUUCGUGAAUCAAAAGACACAUGCUACACUUUGUUCAUAAGUGCAUUCAGCCUUUUGUUCCUUAUAAUUGUGUUUAAAUGUUAAUUAAA